Molecule: messenger RNA, 1422 nt
Organism: Talaromyces amestolkiae
Lineage: Eukaryota; Fungi; Ascomycota; Eurotiomycetes; Eurotiales; Trichocomaceae
Exons: 2
Coding region: 1-1422 (473 amino acids)
Biological process (GO): D-serine catabolic process
Molecular function (GO): D-serine ammonia-lyase activity
Source: RefSeq, a predicted model, not a curated record
AUGGCCUCCGAAAAAGAGCUACAACAAUUCUACAUUGGUCAGGACAUCAUUACAGUCCCCAAACCAGCCGCCAUCCUCGACGCAGCAAUCAUCCGGCGUCAUUGCCGGGAAAUGCUCGAGACAAUCCAGCUACUAAACGUCGGAUUCAGAGCUCAUAUCAAAUCCCACAAAACAACACAAAUAGCCAGCCUCCAAGUCAGCACAAACCCAACCCUCACCGCAAACUUCAUCGUCUCAACAAUCCUCGAGCUAGAAACGCUGCUCCCACUCCUGCUUCAAUUCAAGGCCCAAAACCGCGCUUUCAACGUCCUUUACGGCAUCCCACUCGCCCCUUCUCAUGUCCAGCGCCUAGCCGAAAUAGCUCUUGACCUGAGUGUCGCCGAGAGUAUAAGCGUCAUAAUCGACCAUCCCACUCAACUCGACCAUUUGCAGCAAUUCUGGUCUACUAUCACAAAGCCGCCAGUGAUUGGCGUAUUCCUCAAGGUAGAUACGGGAUAUCAUCGCGCUGGCCUACCGCCUACAGCACUCAAUAAAUCGCAUCUCGUCGAGAGAAUCGUCGAGGCUGAGCGGGCAGGGGUAGUGAAGUUGCUAGGUGUGUAUUCGCACAGUUCGCUAAGUUAUGCGGCUACAACGCCCGAAGAGGCUAUGAUGCAUUUGGUGAGUGAGAUAGAGGGUUGUAAAGAUGCUUUGAGGCUACAUGCGAACCUUUUGUCACCAGUACCACUGGACAAGGGCAAGAAGAGGGAAGUAGUUAUUAGUGUCGGUGCAACACCGCAAAUUCUUUCGUCGAGAUAUCUGUUAUUACCACACGGAAAUGAGAGUCCCGAAGCAGCGGCCCUGAGACAAGCAUUGAGAGUGCAGGAGAUAUCUCCCUCAUUGGAAGUCAAGAUUGAGUUCCACGCUGGUGUUUAUACGUUACUUGACAUGCAGCAAUUCUCCACCAAUGCAUCCGUCUCUGCCGCUUUGUCUGAAAGAAGUCCCAAGACCGAAAUAGCAAUCUCAAUCCUGACAGAGGUGUGUAGCAUUUACAACGACGGCGAGCGCGAAACACCCGAAGCGCUUCUGGCGGCUGGAACGUUGGCGUUGGGCAGGGAGCCGUGUGCUUCAUAUUCCGGCUGGGGGGUCCUCUCAUCUUGGAAGAGACAGACUUCAAAUGACGACCGGCUGAUUGUGGCGCGAAUCAGCCAGGAACACGCCAUCGUCUCCUACGAGUCUGGAGGCGACGGAAGAAUCCCGCUAUCAGUAGGCCAAAUAGUCAAAAUCUUCCCGAAUCAUGCUUGUGUCGCCGGCGCGUUCUAUAAUCAUUACUUCGUCGUUGAUUCUGAGCUCGAUCCGAAUGCUGCUAAGAUCGUGGAUGUGUGGGUUCGAGCCAAAGGGAGUGACGAGAUUACAAGUCGAUUAUCGCGUUCUAGGAAUCAGUAG